AUGCAGCGGGCAUUCAGAAACGGCAGAGCACUGGCGGCACUGCUGUUGGCCCUCCUAUAUCUAUGUCUCGUCGCCUCGGCCCAAGCUGAGAGCAGCAGCAACAAGACAUCUGGCCCCAUCGUCAGCAGCAACAGCACCAUCGCCAAUGUAUCCGUCUCAUCCACCCAAGAUGCACGCAAUCGCGGCAUACGCCAAUCCACAUGUCGUACCGGCACAGUCAAUUACAUAACUCACUCUUUGCCUCAGCAGUGUCUGAGCCGCUCGACUCCGAUCUCGAAUGCGACCACCAUUGUCACUCCUGCUCCUACGACGGCCACCACCCAGCCAUCCUCCAUAUCGAGUAGCGUGGCUUCCGAGGACUUGAUUUCGGCCACAGCAGAAGCUCUGACUGCUUCCACGACGCAGCCCGAAGCCGAGUUCGAGACAGAUUCGCCGCUGGACAAUGCCAAUUUCCUGUCAUUCGAAGAAUGGAAGAAGCAAAACUUGGCCAAGGUUGGUCAGUCACCAGACAAUGUCGGUCAGAGGCCACAUUCUGGACAGGACAAGGCGAUUCGUAAUAUGCGUCCUAUUGACAAUGCUCUCGAUAUUCUGGGCGAAGAUUCGGAAAUCGAGCUGGACUUUGGAGGCUUUGGAAGACAAGAUAGCCCUUCGUCAUCGAGUGCUGCUGUCCAAUCUACAGUAGCUUCUGAACCCACUCUUCGAAGUAGGGAUGCUGGCAAGACUUGUAAAGAGCGCUCCAACUACGCAUCGUUCGACUGUGCUGCCACAGUGCUCAAGUCAAAUCCCGAGUCCAAGUCCGCUCAUGCCGUCCUGAUCGAAAACAAAGACAGCUACAUGCUGAAUAUCUGCUCGAGUACGAACAAGUUUCUUAUUGUCGAAUUGUGCAACGAUAUCCUUAUUGAUACAAUUGUCCUGGCGAACUAUGAGUUCUUCUCUUCUAUCUUUCGUACUUUCCGGGUUUCGGUCUCCGAUCGCUAUCCUGUAAAGGCUGAUCGCUGGCGAGAACUCGGGGUUUUUGAGGCUAGGAAUAUGCGCUCCGUUCAAGCCUUCCUGAUCGAACAGCCUUUGAUCUGGGCGAGGUAUCUGAGGAUCGAGUUUCUGACCCAUUAUGGUAACGAAUACUAUUGCCCAGUCAGCUUGCUUAGGGUACACGGUACUACGAUGAUGGAAGAGUUCCGACAUCAAGAAGAGUUGGCUCGGGGUGAGAUCAGUGAUGACCUGGAGGAAUCUGUCAUGCCUGAUGCAUCAUCUUCUGUUCAGCAAUUACCACAGGAACCUCUUCAAUCCUCGAAAGAGGCCGACAAGUCAAUUGCGGUAGAAUCAGAUACGCCUGUGGAGACUCCAACGGGCGGGUGCGUAUCUCUGCCUUCUUCGACGUCGAACACGACAUCCGCCAAUGCUUCAGCGACCACAAUGUCAACCGGUUCUGAUAUACGGUCUCCUGAUUCAAAAAGCGAACACAUAUCAACCAGUACUCGUACGCCUACGGGUAGCACUGCCAAAUAUAAUCAGACAUAUCUGUCCAACACCAAUGCGCCAGAUGUCAUACACCCUACACAGCCGAUUGCGAACUGUAGUACACUAACAAACAUUUCCACUAACAUGACGUCUACGUCUCUACAUACGGCUUCAAAUCUGACUAGUAAUGCAACAGGUGUGGCACGAUCUGAACCUGUGGUCACGCCUCCAGCACAAAAAUCUUCCUCGACUGUCACUUCCGCCCAGAUUUCGUCGCAACCAAAGUCAGCAGAGUCUAGCAGUAGUUUCAGUCCUUUGAGUAUGAUUGUGCAAGCUUCGACCAACUCGAGUACCUCUGCAAGAAGUGGGUCCGCUGUGAACAAGUCGUCAUCUGCUGCUUCCGAUGUUCAUCAGAAGCCUGGCACGUCGACUGUGUCUUCAGCUCACUCCAAUCCGACUACACAAGAAUCUUUCUUCAAAUCAAUUCACAAACGUCUGCAGAUGCUUGAAAGCAAUGCUACGUUAUCCUUACAAUAUAUCGAGGAGCAGUCUCGUAUCUUGCGUGACGCCUUCAUCAAGGUUGAGAAACGUCAAAUUAAGAAGACUGAAGCGUUUCUCGAGAACCUGAAUACUACAGUGUUCGCCGAGCUUCAGGAUUUCAAGCAGCAGUACGAUCAACUAUGGCAGAGCACUGUUAUCGAGCUUGACAAUCAUCGAGAUCAAUACCAAAGAGAGAUUCUUGCCGUCAGUGCUCGACUGAGCAUUGUUGCUGACGAGUUGGUCUUCCAAAAGCGGAUGGCCAUUGCUCAGAUGACUGUCUUGGUCAUUUGCUUGAGUCUCGUGUUGUUCGUCCGGACAGGAGGCGGUGCCAGCUUGGACAUUCCCAUUCUCCAGCAGAUGGUGAACAAAUCGCAGCUGGGCAGGAGCGCUUACUAUUCUCCGUUAAACUCACCAUCGCCCGAUCAGGUCUCACCGCCUUUUACCAAUGAAGGCAACAGGCGAAGAAGAGGAUUUUGGAGAAGCAGUUUCCACUCACCAGCAUCCCCUAGACCCAUUUCUAGGGGAAAUGGAAAUGUCUCUGAGGCUUCCAUAGAGGAGCAAUAUCAAGGCGAGAACCCGGAUCUCAGGUUCCAACCACCGACUCCAACUCUCCGGGAUGAGAACGACACGGACGGCGAGGGUGGUGUUAUAGCAUCAGCUUCUGCAUCUUCUAUACAUGAAGAGGGCUCCUUUUUGAAUGAAGCAAUAGACAGUGAUGAGGACCUUGAAGGUUCGACGGCGUCACUACCACAAACACAAUCAUCGCCAUCGACACCCAGCGGGUCGAGGGACCUUAAGAUACAACCCUGGCCAGCUGGCAUCGAAGAAAGUGGCAUUGCCGACGACGACUAG
Molecule: messenger RNA, 2850 nt
Organism: Aureobasidium subglaciale EXF-2481
Lineage: Eukaryota; Fungi; Ascomycota; Dothideomycetes; Dothideales; Saccotheciaceae
Exons: 1
Coding region: 1-2850 (949 amino acids)
Biological process (GO): protein folding in endoplasmic reticulum
Cellular component (GO): membrane; cytoplasm
Source: RefSeq, a predicted model, not a curated record